Rhododendron vialii is the source of this 1671-nucleotide messenger RNA. Its product is annotated as PLASMODESMATA CALLOSE-BINDING PROTEIN 4. Bases 75 to 1229 code for a protein of 384 amino acids. The transcript has 4 exons. Lineage: Eukaryota; Viridiplantae; Streptophyta; Magnoliopsida; Ericales; Ericaceae. The record is from RefSeq and is a predicted model, not a curated record.
CCCUCCUAUUGAAUAAUCCACAAUAGAAUUUUGGCUGUGACCACCUGCUAUACCCACAAACUCCUCUUCUCACAAUGGCCGAAGGAGCUUCCAGUUACCCCUUCAUGUGUCUCCUCUUACUUCUCACUGUCUGCACUUCCGGAGUGUCUCCACUGAAACCAUGUGAGCAGGAAGAGCUCAAAAUAGAAGAGAAGCAGAACUUCCACUACUCCCACAGACUCCUCCUCCACAACCUCCAACUCAAAGCAACGCAACAUGACACACUAACAACUCUCCCCACAACACCGGUCACCGUCUCGCCCGAAACCAUACCCACGCCAACAAUCGUCACGGUUCCCGCCACCAAUCCCGAGGCGACGCCUGUAGCACCCGUGACAGUUCCCUCCGCGAACCCUGUGAAUUCACCUGUACCAGUCACCAACCCGGUCACGACACCCAGCACGGUUCCGGGGGCACAACCGGCAACCAGCCCAGUUACGACUUACCCGCCCCCAUCAACCGGAGUUCCGGCCACAACCCCGGUCACAAAUCCGGUGUCUCCUCCGGCAACCCCAGUCACGAAUCCGGUGUCUCCUCCGGCAACUACGGGUGCUCCAGCGGCAGUUCCGGGGCAGAGCUGGUGUGUGGCGAAAAGCGGAGUACUGGAGAGUUCGCUUCAGGCAGCGCUUGAUUAUGCUUGCGGGAUUGGAGGCGCGGAUUGUUCAGGGAUCCAGCAGGGUUCUAGCUGCUACAACCCAAUUUCUCUUCAGAAUCACGCCUCGUUUGCCUUCAACAGCUAUUAUCAGAAGAAUCCAUCCCCAACUAGCUGUGAUUUUGGAGGCACUGCCAUGAUAACUAACACUAAUCCAAGCAGUGGAACAUGCAUUUACCCAUCAUCGUCGUCAUCACCAGCGACGGCGACGACUCCAACAACACCAGCAACGACGACUCCAACAACACCAGCAACGACGACUCCAACAACACCAGCGACAACAAUGACUCCAACAAUGCCAACAACAAUAACACCAACCCCAACAACUUCUUCUUCAUCUGGGGCAAUUGUACCUGUCUCUGCUUCUCCCACAGUGUUUAAUACAAGCAAUCCUGCUUCGGGUAGCACGACAGUUGUUGGUGAUAACCCUCCUAGUGUUAACUCCUCUACAUCCUUGGCAACCACUUUGCAGCCAUUCACUGGCUGCAUCAUCCUAGUAAUAUCGGUAGUCACAAGAAGACUCAUUCUAGACAAAUAGAGGCACAAACUUUUGCCAUGGACAUCGACAGAUCAAAAGCUCAGAGCAUGAAUGAUUCAGAGUUUAGGCAGUUCCAGCCUAUGUAUGAAUCAACCUCACAUUUAAGAAAACAGGCGACAAGUUCCCGAAGGCUGAAUUCAGAUACCGACAUCUUGCUCAAGCUACUCGCUGGUUAGCAUGAGCUUCUUUCCUGCAGUAAAGUUUCAACAUGAUACAGAAUUAUGUAGUGCUUUUCAUGUUUAGCUACUAUAUAUGUACCUGUGGAUGUAUGUAUGUAUGUAUGUAUGUAUGUAAUCGUGCAUGCAUGUAUGUAUAUGAAUGCAUUCUACCUAGUGAGGCAGUUAGGCUGGUUGUAGCAAAAGGAGGUUCCAAUCCCUUGUGUGUUUAUGAAUUUGUAGAUCUGUAUGCGCGGAUGUAAUACUAACUUAAUAAUCAUUAUAUA